Molecule: messenger RNA, 703 nt
Organism: Clunio marinus
Lineage: Eukaryota; Metazoa; Arthropoda; Insecta; Diptera; Chironomidae
Source: the annotation of a GenBank genome assembly
CUUGUAGGAAGCAGCUAAAGCCACACGGUUUUCAAUAAUUUUUCGAAUAUUUCUAAUAAAACAUUAAAAUUAAUAAAUUAACUAGCCGGUAAACAUAAUAAAUAAAACAUGGCUGCCAACAUGAGUGAAGAACUUAAAGAAAGAAUUAAUGAAGCAGCUCGAGCUGCUGAUGAGUUUAUUAAACAUAUUUACUACGACCAUGUUGACAAGAAAAAGCCGACACUAAAUAAAUUAUACAUGGAUAAUGGACUUCUCGUUUACAAUGGAAAUGGAUUCAAUGGCAAGGAUAACAUCGCUAAAUUCAUAAUAGAAAUGCCCUCGACAAAGCACGAUCUCACAACAAUUGAUGCUCAACCAAUUCUGGAUUCAUCAGCUGGAAAAACUAUUCUUAUUCAAGUGUCGGGAACAGUUAAAAUUGCAGGAAAAAGGAGCAGAGCAUUUCAACAAACCUUUGUCUUAACAGCAGAUAAUAACGCUAAAUGGAAGAUUGUCACAGACACAUUUAGAUUACAAGAUGGAAUUUGUGGAGAAAUAGAUUUAAAUUAAAGCUUCAAUUUGUUUUGUUUAUUUUUUUAUUAAUUUUCAGUUUGUUAAAUGCAGCUGAUCUUAAUAAACAGUGAUGCAUUUCUCUGAUGCUACUUUAUUGAUGGAAUCUUCAACCUUCUUUUUCAAUCCAUCGAGAUGCUCCUUUUGAUUAAAAUAA